Pangasianodon hypophthalmus (striped catfish) is the source of this 2285-nucleotide messenger RNA. It is a transcript of the gene csf1a, whose product is annotated as colony stimulating factor 1a (macrophage). The record is from RefSeq and is a predicted model, not a curated record. Gene Ontology annotation, cellular component: membrane. Gene Ontology annotation, molecular function: growth factor activity; cytokine activity. The transcript has 10 exons. The coding region runs from base 170 to 1669 and encodes 499 amino acids. Lineage: Eukaryota; Metazoa; Chordata; Actinopteri; Siluriformes; Pangasiidae.
GUUUACUGCUGCGCACAGUUUACUAGUGCUGUAGGGAGCACAAGCCUUUUCACACACUCGUCCUGUCAGGUGAAGAUGCACUCUUUGACUGAACAAAGAAGAAAUGCAAAGGAACUCCAAUGCAUCUAAAUGUGGACUUUGCUCAUUUCUCCUUGCCUAAGCCAGCCAGAUGAACACACACACAACAGCCCACAAGGCCAAGAUAAGGCAUCUGUGCUCCUGCCUUGUCCUGUGCUUGCACUUGGUCUCUGGUGCAGUACCUGGUCCAUGUGGACAUUCUGUGACUGAGGAACAUCUCCUGACUUUAAGAAAACUGAUUAUAAACCAAGUCCAAAAUGGCUGCUCUAUAACGUAUAGUUUCACUGAACACCAGAACCUGAGCGAGGUCUGUCACAUUAAAGCAGCAUUCCCUCACAUCCUGGACCUUUUGAACACACACUUCACAUAUGAAAAGGGUUCUGAUAACUAUCGCUAUACAAGCUCACUAAAGGACCUGAUCUACCACAUUUAUUCCCAGAAAUGCAUCCCUCCUAUCAAUGAAGAGAUUGAGGAAAAUCCAGUGAAGUUUGCAAGACUGUACACGUCUUUGCCCAGGGAGGGUCUACAAAAAACAGAGGAGGUAUUUCAAAUGUACAAAAGGCUGAUGAGUACAAGUGACAAACCUGUAAAUUGGAAUUGUGAGGAUGAGUAUGCAAAUAAUGUUCCAGAAUCCACCACUGCACUUUACCCCCAAGCGACAGGUACCCCAGAGUGCCAGUGCUCUUGCCCUGACCCUAUGAAGGCAUUUAUGUUCACCAGAUCUAUUCCAACUGCAUCACCUUCAUCUCUCCACACCCAAUCAGGAGCAUACAUCUUCAGGAACAAGAAUGAAGCAUCUAGUGCACCUGACCCUGCAGUUAAAGAUGAAGCACCAAACUCAACUCAAAAUCAGAUUUCUGCAAUUUCACAAACUUCUACAAACUUCAUUACUUUCACCACUCGAAAUUUGAUGGAUAACAGCAGUGAUUCUUCUGUACCGAUGAGGAGUGAGCCACAAUCAGUUACAUCCUCGCCCAUUGCAUCAUCAAGUGAAUUACCAAGCAUACCAACAAGAGCUCCUCUCCAAUCAGCAACAUCACAGCCCUCUGAAAAAAUAAACACACCACUAAUUUCUGAUAGCAACCCAGUGCUAGUACUUGCCAAGAGGUCUUUAGAUACCAGAGAGCAAGGAAUGCUGUCUGAUUCCUUCUCCAAACUGCUCCAGAGGUGGAUUACUGAAACCGUAGGACUUAAGAAGAAUAAGAUGGUCAAACCUCUAGAGAUCACACCUGGAGAAACAGAAAACCCUCCUGUUGAACAUGUUGAACAGAACAGUCCUACGCACCUCCAGAUGCAUCUUCACAAGGCCAAGUCCUUACCAGGGAAUGUGUUUAAAAUCAUCAGCAACGAACCAGACUGCAAAGAUUCCAGAUGUCAAACAGUCACUGAAGACAGAUCAGAGCAGAGACCCAGAGAUCGUGUAAAGAGACACUCGGUGGAAAAAGAGUACCAACUUAUCCACAGCUCUCUGUACACAACGUUCCUGAUUACAUCUGUGUGCUUAUUACUACUGUUCAUCACUGUCCUGUUCUACUGCAAGCAGCAACGGAUCAAGGAUCUACAAAAAGAAGACAGGACCAUACAUUUUUGAAGGAAACAAGUGGAAAUUUGGAUGAUGCAACAUCUUGUUGAACAAUAUUCCAAAUAUUCCAAAAAUUUCAUAGGGGUGAGUGUGUUCGUGUAACAGCGUUGAGUGAAUUUUGUGGAAGAGUAAAAUGUACAUUUUUCAUGAAUGAUAAUGCAUGACUAAUGUUAAAGGAUGUUUCAAGCAUGAGAUGUUAAAAACGAACACACACACACACACACAAACACGUACAAAGCAAAAGUCAUAUUUUGAAGUAUUUUAAUUAUUAAAGUUAUAGUGGGCUGGGACAGGCAAAAAUAAAAAAUGCUGUAUAUUAUAUUAUAUUAUAUUAUAUUAUAUUAUAUUAUAUUAUUACUUUAAAUUUAUUUAUCUGAAAUAUGCACAAAUCUUGUUGUGAAGGACAAUUUACCUGUGUUUAAAAUGUUUUUUUUUUUUUUUCUACCUUUACAUACAUUGCAGAAUGUUCAAAAUAAAAUAUGGUUACUGUUGAUUAUUUCAUAUCAAGAGAUUGUGUUAAAGGCUUUCUGCUGAAUACAGUUAGACAUGAAUCUGGUGAUUUGACCAAAAAUGUAUCAACCACAAAAAUAUAAUAAAAUGAUCACCUGCUUUUAACUAAGCAAUU